AUGUCGCAACCGCAACCAGAUGGUCCAGCCGAACAAAACAAUGGCACCAAUCAACAGCCACCCAAUAACUCUAUGGCUGGGCGAAGACAGCAAACUACGACGGAUUUCAGGCCACCAAGGCUAUAUCACAACUCUUCGACUGCAUCAAGCAUGGGACGGUACGCCAACGCGCGCGUAGUGGAGUCGAAUCAAUCGCGGCCUGGACCUGAGCGUAGCCAUACCGCUCGCACCAACUUCACCAAUCAGACGGACAUGACUGAAGACCCAAACCAUAGAGCUGAGAGGAAACCGGAACAAACUGUUGAUGUCGAGAAUGAGUACUUCGCACUCAAUCCUUGGUACAAUCAACAGAAGGACAAGCCUGUUUUUGGUUUAGCUGCGCCACUCCCGCGAACCGUUCGCCGGGGCAUGUGGCGGGGAAAGGGAGAUUUGCGCAAAUCACUGUAUAAAGUCGAAGAAGAUCAAGACAACGAUGGCGUUGCCAGAAACGACGGACUAGACUUUGAGAAGAACCAAGUAGAUUUUAACGAAGAUACGGAUCAUCUUCAGGUCCCACUGGGACACGAAAACGAAACCUCACCUCAUGGACCGCAAGACCCAGACAACUUUCGGACCACAAUUCGAGGCCGCAACGUCAACGUUCGACGAGUACCUACCGAUGAAGCAGACCAUGUGCUCUACCAUCGGGGCAUUGGUCGCGACGGCGGAGAACGCGGAGAAGGUGGAGAUCGUGCGCCAGUGAACGAGCGUGGUUUGUCGUAUUCUGGCCAACAGGGACAAACGCAACACUUUGGAAUGCAAGAUGGUCUUCCUCCGCUCAAGGAACUUGCGUCCCACGAAACGAGUCAAACCCAAAAGGACAAGGCGGAAGUACAGCACCGCGAACAUGAGGCGCAACAGGAAUCUUACAACCAGUAUCGCAAUCCUAUCGCUAGGCUGCGUGCAAAGUAUCCCCAAGCGCCCGCGGAGUUUCUGGCAACUUUCGUCUAUCUCUUGAUCGGUAUUUGCGUGAAUCUUUCUGUGGCUACUUCUGAAAAGGCAACCGGUAGCUUCGAGACGCAGGCAUGGGGAUGGGGGUUCGCAGUUAUGAUCGGCAUUUAUUUGGGUGGUGGUGUCUCUGGCUCUCAUCUCAGCCCUACCAUCUCGAUAUCCCUUUCGAUAUAUCGUGGCUUCCCGUGGAAAAUGGCCGCUAUUUACAUCUGCAUGCAGAUGCUAGCAGGCCUGUGUGCCGGAGCGCUAGCCUACGCUCUGUAUCGCGAUGCCAUCUUGGCGGUUGAUCCUGGGCUGACACUCGAUAAGACGGGCAAAGCGCUUUUCCCAAAAGGACCUUCGUUCACAACGGUUGGGGGGUUCUUCAAUGACUUUGUGUACAUGGCGGUGUAUGUGUGCAUCACGUUCGCACUGGGUGACGACCAGAACUCGCCACCUGGUCAAGGAAUGACAGCCCUCAUCAUCGGUUUUACGGGCUUUGUCACUAUGAUUGCACUAGGGUACAACACAGGGCUGGGCAUAUCGCCUGCGCGUGAUCUCGGUCCUCGACUUGUCGCGCUGUGGGCGGGCUAUCCCGACGCAUUCAAAGGUGGCUACUGGGCAUAUGGCUCCUGGGGGGCAUCAAUCAGCGGUGCGUUUUUUGGCGGACUUAUCUAUGAUCUUUUCAUCUUCGCGGGAGGAGAGUCGCCGGUCAAUUAUAGAUGGCCGCAGCCUGGGGACAUCAAGUGGAAGGUGAAGGAGAAAAGGCAGCAGACAAAAGAUAAGAUUCAGCGCAUAGCCUGA
Cucurbitaria berberidis CBS 394.84 is the source of this 1773-nucleotide messenger RNA. RefSeq names its product aquaporin-like protein. The record is from RefSeq and is a predicted model, not a curated record. Gene Ontology annotation, biological process: water transport; glycerol transmembrane transport. Gene Ontology annotation, molecular function: water channel activity; glycerol channel activity. Gene Ontology annotation, cellular component: plasma membrane. The coding region runs from base 1 to 1773 and encodes 590 amino acids. The transcript is spliced from 5 exons. NCBI's taxonomy places the organism in Eukaryota, Fungi, Ascomycota, Dothideomycetes, Pleosporales, Cucurbitariaceae.